This is a messenger RNA of Cottoperca gobio, 3247 nucleotides long. It is a transcript of the gene anapc5, whose product is annotated as anaphase promoting complex subunit 5. Lineage: Eukaryota; Metazoa; Chordata; Actinopteri; Perciformes; Bovichtidae. The record is from RefSeq and is a predicted model, not a curated record. Gene Ontology annotation, molecular function: protein binding. Gene Ontology annotation, cellular component: anaphase-promoting complex. Gene Ontology annotation, biological process: anaphase-promoting complex-dependent catabolic process; protein K11-linked ubiquitination; positive regulation of mitotic metaphase/anaphase transition.
AGAAGGAGGGCGGUUGUUUGAAAGCAAGAAAGCGACUACCGUCAACAUGUUUGAAAUACACCAGAUUACCUAAAGAAGAAGUUCACUGUCAGUAAAAUGUCUUAUCUGCAAAUGAGCCGGGACUAAUGUUGAUGUAUUAUUGCCGUCUUCUCAGGACUUCUAACUGACGCCUAACAGAAGCCAUCAAAAUGGCGAGUGUCCAUGAAAGUUUGUAUUUCAACCCUAUGAUGACGAACGGAGUAGUCCAUGCUAACGUGUUUGGUAUCAAAGACUGGGUGACUCCCUAUAAAAUCUCUGUCCUGGCGCUGCUGUACGACAUGACUGCGUCCAAAAUCACACUGCCAGAAAGAAGACGACUUAACAAACUCAUCCUGCCCUUGCAGCAGGGUCCAGACCUGACUCUUGGACAAUUCCUGAAGACUGUGGAGGAGUGUUGCCCUCAGACUGCAUAUGCUGUCAAACUCAGGCUGCAUGAAAUGGCAGACGGAGAGCUGAAAGACAUGGAGUACUUCUUUUCCACUCUUCCCACUCCAUUCACUGCUUUUGAUUCGGAGGCGUAUAAAACCAGUGUUGUGGGUCUUUUUAUGAGACACAUGCUUCUGGCCUACAACAAGCUGUCUUUCAGUCAGGUGUACAAGCUGUACAAGUCCCUGCAGCACUACUACCACAGUCACUACGCAAAGCCUACUGAUGGGCAGGUGGAUUUGCCGGCGCUGGUCGCUGACGACUCAGACAUGGACCUCACCAGCACUGAGGAUACUGUCGGGGACAGAAUAGACCGAGAGGAGAUGGACACCCCACUGCACGAGUCAGAGCUUCGAAAUGACAAUACUCCAAGUAGAGGUCCCCUGUCACAAAAACAAGCGGAAUACUUCCUUGCAAGACAGGCGUAUCUCCUGAAGAACGAUGAGAACAAAGCUCUGAAGCCCGCUGCGCUGCAGGAAGAGCUCAACAACAUGCUGAAGUUUAACCCGGACUUUGCUGAGGCGCAUUACCUAAACUACCUGAACAGCAUGAGGGUCCAGGACAUCUUCCUCUCGGCCCACUGCCUCUUACAUUAUUUUGACCGCCUCAUCUUGUCUGGAAAUGAGGGAAAGAGCAACGGGGAUGAGGGCUACGGCCGAAGUCUCCGCUACGCCGCUCUCAAUCUGGCAAGCCUGCACUGUCGCUUCGGCCACUAUCAGCAGGCUGAUCUGGCUCUACAGGAAGCUAUCCGCAUUGCCCAGGAGUCCAAUGAUCACGUGUGCUUGCAACACUGUCUGAGUUGGCUCUACACACUGGAGCAGAUGAAGGGAUCUGACAGCACCGUAUUAACUGAGGAUUCAGUGAAAAUGGCUGCCCAUUUCUGCCUGCCAUACUUGGCAUCUCUGGGCAUUCAGUCUUUGGUCCAGCAGGGGGCGACACAGGGUAAGACGGCCCACAAACUGAUGGAUGCACUGAAGGACACGGACAUCCUGCACUGGAAACACAGUCUGUCGGAGCUGAUCGAGAUCAGCCUGGCUCAGACUACGUCCAUAUGGAGGAUGUACGGCAAGAGCACCAUGGCUCUGCAGCAGGCCCAGCUGCUUCUCAACAUGAGCAGUCUGGAGCCAGUCAACUUUGGGGUCCAGCAGAACAACACGGAGGCGUUCGCCGUGGCUCUGUGCCACCUGGCCGAGCUGCACGCUGAGCAGGGCCUGUACGGGGCAGUUUCAGAGAUCCUCCUGCAUCUGAAAGAACAGUUUCCUCCUCACUCGCAGCAUGCCAAGCUCUGGAUGCUGUGUGAUCUGAAAAUCCAGUUUGAGAGACAUAUGAACGAAGGGAAAUACCAUUUGGCAGAGCCGCUCGUCACAGCGAUCGCCGCCAUAAACAAAACCGAAGGUCUCUACAGGAAAGGUCAAGUUCUGAAGGCUCUCAACCGGAGCACCGAGGCGUACAGCGUCUUACAGCGGCUGCAGGUGCACUGUGAGAGGACCAAGUGUACGGAGGUGGUCAUCAGAGUUAUGCUUUCCACCGCUGAGCUCCACUGGGAGUCGUCGGGCUUCUCCACAGCUCUUCCUCUCCUCCUGCAGGCCUUGUCUCUGGCCCGGCAGCACCACCUACAGCAGCUGGCCUCGGAGACCAUCCUCCACCUGGCCUUCACUCAGCUGAUGUUGGGGGUUCCUGAGCACGCUCUGAGAGUUUUGCAUGAAGCCAUUGAGCCUGUUCUGGCUCACGGGUCGGUCAUGGACAAGGGCCGAGCCCUGCUGCUGACUGCCCGCUGUCAGAUGGCGGUGGCUGGAUUCAGGCCAAACGGGCAAGGGCAAGCAGAUUUGCCUCUGGCGGUUUUGGCUGUUGACACGCUAAAUGAGGCCGCAGCCUAUUUCUCCAAGCUCAACUGUAAGGAGCGGCUGCGGGACGUCCACUACCUGCAGGCUCAGCUCCACCGUUCUCUGGGUCAAACCUCGCAGUGCAACAAAAGUGCCAUGCUCUUCCGGCUGCUGGACCAGGAGCUGCAAUCCCCGGCACCACCGGUCUCCAUGCGACUGUAACUCCACCCUGUCCGACAACAAACUCAUUCUGGCUGCUGAAGACGACCUGCGACCUCCUCCCGCUGCUGAGCCGAGUCACUGCUGCUCAUCACUAGAUGGUGGUGAAGAUCUGUCUGCUCCAAAGCAUGUCAUUUGUAAAUAUUUAGGCAAUUGGUGAACUGUUUGCACGCAAUGCUCUGCAUAAUAAUUAGAGAGGACAAUGUCAGUAGUCAUAAACAAGGUAGACCAAAAAUAGGGCCGUCGUCUCUUCACUCGUGUUCGGGUACAGAUUUGAAUAAUGGCCCGGGGAGAACGAGGUGUUUUGAAUACUUCAACCACAGCAACAGGCGCUGUUUGUCAGACAGACAUGGCACGCCUUCCGACGGUGUAGUAGGAACGUGGAAAGUGUAUCAGGAGCUGUCACCGAUGCUGAUGUACCCUCCGCUCUAUGAUGAACGAGGGUAAUAUCACAGUUGGCUACAAGAUGAAUGUGUUCCAGCGGCGUGGAUGAUUCAUAUUUAGCCAGAAGAAUACAGAUGAAGCUGGAAUCCAGAGGGAGAACUCGUGACCACGUUUCUAAUGUAAUAGACCUGCGAUGACAUGACACCACAUACUAUCUGUAUUCCUCUGACACGAUUUGCGAUAACGACCUUUUGGCGGAUAACAUAACAUUUCCGUGUCCUGACGAGCCUGUGAUGACAUCAUCGUCAUUACUCGCUGCACUUCUUUCAAGGAAAUAAACGACUCAUUUCAUCUUA